UCUCUCUCUCUCUCUCUCUCUCUCUCUCUCUUCCACAGUUCAUCAAGUUCCUUCCUUUUCUGUAGUGCGGAAGCUUCGGUCCGGUGAUAUAGGAAUUGGUGGUGAUUCCACGCUAUUCUACGGCUACAGCCUCUUGUAUACAUGGAGAAACCAAGAAGGUCGUCCAUCAUCAGCUUCCUCCCCAACCGUGCCUCCUUCUCCCAUAUCCCACACCAUCCCUAUAGCCCGGGACGCGAGAAUCCCGCGAAGAUGAGGGCGCUUCAGAACAAGGGCUUCUCGGGGCCGAUGGUGUCGAUCGUACCCAUGGAGGCCCGACGCAAACAGAAGAACAGGGGCGGCUUCGAGACGCCGGAGGAACCCACGUCCCCCAAGGUCACGUGCAUGGGCCAGAUCAAGCUCAGGAAGAUGGCCUCCCGGUGCAAAAAGCCGUCGCCCGACCGACGGGAAAGGAAGCCGUCAUUCAUCAUCCGCAAGAUAUUCCGGCGCAAGGGUAAGGCGGCGGCGAGCAGAGGACCGGACGCGGGGGAAAGUGGCGCCACGAGGCCAACUACGCGGGCCGCCGCGGCGGUGCCGGCUAGAGCGCCCCUGCUCGGGCAGACGAGGAGAUUUGCUAGCAGCCGCGAGAGCCUGGGGGAUUUCGACUGGAGGAAGGUGCUGGAGAGGGAAGACGGCGGGGAGGGCACUUACUACGCUGGCGAUGAAGGCAGCGAUGCUGAGGAGGACGAGGUGAUCAUUCCUCACUCUGCGCCGAUCAUCCUCGGUGGGAUGGUGGCGGCCGUGGAGCCAAAGAAGGAGGUGAACCUUUGGAAGAGGAGGACUUUGUCUCCUCCUCUUCCUCUUCAAUUAAACUGAUCGAUUCUCUCUUCAUCUUUCUUUUGUAGUUAUAUGUUUGUCGAUGUUUAUAAAAACGAAGGAGGAGUUCCUAUGUGAUGAGUGAA
This is a messenger RNA of Musa acuminata subsp. malaccensis (wild Malaysian banana), 938 nucleotides long. RefSeq lists its product as uncharacterized. The record is from RefSeq and is a predicted model, not a curated record. Lineage: Eukaryota; Viridiplantae; Streptophyta; Magnoliopsida; Zingiberales; Musaceae.